This is a messenger RNA of Lycium ferocissimum, 2946 nucleotides long. RefSeq lists its product as uncharacterized. The record is from RefSeq and is a predicted model, not a curated record. Bases 1 to 2946 code for a protein of 981 amino acids. The transcript is spliced from 6 exons. Lineage: Eukaryota; Viridiplantae; Streptophyta; Magnoliopsida; Solanales; Solanaceae.
AUGACAGCAGAUGUGGUACAUGAUACUAUUCCUAACAACUCUGAUAAGGAGAAGACUGCACAAGAUCAGGGCGGAGCAAAGAAUCAAAUGAAACGCAUAGAGAAUGGUUCAGAAAAUCCUAUCAAUGUGGUGACAGACCUGGAAAAUCAACCACUGAACCAAGAAGAGAGUGAUCUGCUGAGUAAAGAGCGUGAAGAGAAUGAGAGUGUAUCUCUAAAGGACCCUGAACAGCCACUAAUCACUGGGGAAGAGAACAAUGAGAAAGAAAUGCCACCUGAUGAAUGGGCAGAGGGAGACUCCACUGAGGAGAAUACUUCAGAUGAAUCAUCAGACGAAUCUCUAGAAGAAGAGGAGGAAAGUCAGCAUGUCAUCACCAGCAAAAAAAAGAAGGAGGCCACCGAUAAUAAAGGGGAUCAUGGUAUGGAUAAAGACCCUGAUUUCAUACCCAGCUUGAACCAACAGAGUAGUAAACAUGGAUGUGCAGUAAACAACAGUAAUAAAAUUUGGAUUUUCUGGAGUGCUGACCUGAUCUGUGAAGUGUAUGCUAAUGAUGAUCAGAUGCUCACUUGCAAAAUUCAUAACGCUAGUAAUAACUCUUUUAUUUAUCUAUCGGUGGUUUAUGCUAAAUCCAGAUCUCGGGCUAGAGAACAGCUUUGGGAUCACAUGAGAGCUUUUGCCUCUACUAUCAGUAAUCCUUGGAUGGUUUGUGGGGACUUUAACAGUAUCUUAGGUCCUGAAGAGAAACUUGGAGGCACGGCCUAUAAACUGAGCAAAAGUUUGAAUUUCAUAGAAUGUCUAACUGACUGCGGGCUUGUAGACAUGGGUUAUAGUGGAAACGCUUUUACUUGGUGCAAUGAGAGGAAAAUGGAGGAUAUCAUCUGGAAAAGAUUAGACAGAAUGGUUGCUAAUGAUGAGAUGGGAUCUAUGUUCUCCUCCAUCUCUGUCCAACAUCUUGCUAGGGAAGAUUUUCAAGAUAUCGUCAAUGAGCAAUGGAAUAAGACUAUCGAUGGUAAUAUAUUUUGGUCAAUUCAGCAGAAAAUGAAAAGAGUGAGCAAAGCCAUCAGUGAAUGGUCAAGGAAUAAGAUCGGUGACAUAUUCUUUAAAGCUAAUCAAUUGGAGGACUCUGUCUCUCAAUGUGAGGAGAAAUAUAUGAAUACUUUGGACCAAACUGACAGAAUGCUCCUAAAUAAGGCUAAGGCUGAUUUGGUUCUUCAUCAUAAAAAGGUGGAUGCUUAUUGGAGACAGAAAGCCCACCUCGAGUGGCAACUUGAGGGUGACGAAAAUACUAAAUUCUUUCACUCGGUGGUAAGGGGAAGAAGGCACCAUAUGAGGAUCCAAAGAAUUAAAUGUGGUGAGGAAUGGCUAGAAGAAGAAGAGAAUAUUGCUAAAGCUGCUAUUGACUUCUACCGGAACCUAUUUUCCCAAAAUCACACUUACAUUGACCUCAGCAUCCUGGACUGCAUUCCUAAUCUUGUCACCUGUGAGGACAACCAAAUGCUCAAAGAGGAAAUAUCUAGCAAAGAGGUUAAAGAUGCCAUUUUUGAUAUCGAUCCUAAUAGCUCUGCAGGACCUGAUGGUUUUUCCAGCCUAUUUUUCCAGAAGUGUUGGAGUAUAGUUGAGCAGGACUUGGUCAGCAUGGUGAAGGCGGUUUAUAAUGGCACACCCAUGCCUAAGUACUUCACCAGCACAUGUCUUAUUCUGAUUCCCAAAUCCCAGCAUCCUCAGGAAUUCUCAGAGUUCAGGCCAAUUAGUCUCAGCAAUGUGACUCACAAGAUUGUUUCUAAAGUUCUUAAUAACAGGCUUUCCAAGAUCCUUCCUAAGAUUAUCUCCUUUAACCAAAGUGGUUUCAUGAAAGGAAGGGCCAUAGGUGAGAAUGUACUCCUAGCACAAGAAAUUGUUCAUGAUAUAAGAAAGCCUAACAAAGGAGGAAAUGUGGUGAUAAAGCUGGACAUGAGCAAGGCUUAUGACAAGAUUUCCUGGAAUUUCAUUUGUGCUGUAAUGAGGAGAAUGGGCUUCAAUGAGCAUUGGAUUUUCAUCAUUUGGAAUCUGAUGUCCAAUGCCUGGUUUGGCCAUCAGGAGACCCAGGAGCACCUGUUCCAUGACAGCAUGAUCAGCAAAAAUGUAUGGAAGCAUUUCCAUCAGAUUUUUGGCAUCAAAGAAGGAGGGGGAAGCAUCAGGCAGAGGCUGCUCUCAUGGUGGCUAACGAAGGAGAAGAAUCCUGUCCAGCAAAUGGUUCUACAAAUCAUACCCAGCAUCAUCUUAUGGCAGAUCUGGAAAGAACGUUGCAAAAGCAGAUUCGAAGAUAUCAAGAUGUCCAAGACUAGAGUAAUAAGCAACACUUGUCAACAGACGAUACUAUUGGUCCACAAGCAAUUCAAUACAAUCAAUCCUUUCAUACACUGGAGCAAUCUCAUGGAAAUUAUUGAACAUGCACAUCCUCUCUUCAAAACAGUCGCUGUUAAAUGGAACGUCCCUAGACCUGAGAUAUUAAAACUGAACUCAGAUGGAUGCUCGAAAGGGAACCCAGGUCCCAGCGGAGGGGGUGGAUUAAUUCGGGAUCAAAGGGAAAUAUUGUUAUCGCCUAUGCUAUGCCUCUUGGUAAUACUACUAACAAUAUGGCUGAGUGGAUCAACCGGAAAGUCGAAACCUCCAUGGACUUUGUUGGACAUGGUGGAACUGAUUCAACGCAAUCUUGAAUCUAUUCAAGACAAAUCACUUCAUCACAUCUACAGAGAAUGCAACAAGCCUGCGGACAGCCUUGCCAACUGGGGACUGAGCCGUAGACACACCAUAUGGAUGAACAACUUUCAAGAACUACCAAGAGAAACAAGAGGAGAGCUGAAAGUUGACAAAAUGCAAAUACCAUCUUUUAGGAAUUCCAUUGUUAAAAACUCUUUGUGCAUGUAUAGAUCAAUGUAUAGGAAUUUCCUGUUUGAUGUGCCUUGA